This is a messenger RNA of Oldenlandia corymbosa var. corymbosa, 939 nucleotides long. NCBI's taxonomy places the organism in Eukaryota, Viridiplantae, Streptophyta, Magnoliopsida, Gentianales, Rubiaceae. The record is from the annotation of a GenBank genome assembly.
AUGAAGUCAAGACUCUCCCAUUUGGUGUCAAGAUUAGCUCAUCAGGGGCGUCAGUUGAAGGCAAUGAAGUGUUCAAUUGAAUCGAUUCAGAGCUCAAUGGCUUCUACGGGUUCAAUGUUGGAUAAUCUGAUUGCGGUUUUUUCCGAAAGGGGUAUUACAUCGACAACUCCGACAAGAGAUAACAAGAUCCUGAAAUUUUUGAGUAUUCGGUUCCUCCAACCCCGACGAGAGACGGGUUCGGUCAGGGAGUAUCAAGAAACAUUCGAAGAACUUCAUUCCAGUAUGCUCCGAGAACAGAAUCUUGAAGUCACCAACCAGCAAAAAUCCUCCCCAAAUGAGGAAAGAGGUAAAAUUGUUUCCCAUCACAAUUUAGACGGAUUGAAGUCUAUUAAUAAUGUAUUGGCUUGCGUUAAGACAGGUAAUCAUGAUAGAUUUUCCAAGAAGGUUAAUGAUGAUAUUGAGAAAAUGUUUGUUGAUUGGAUUGUGUAUACUCAAGAAGAUGACAUUUCUUUAAAGGAUUUGAGUAAUGAAUUUGAGCUAGAUGGCUGCAAUAAUGUGGGGGUCGAUGGUUGCCAUGAUAAAGUAGCAUAUGUUUCAUUUCUUGUUGAUAAAUGUCUGCAUAUUCCUGGAGAAUUUAUGCAUUAUAAUGAUGAUAAGGUCUGGUUUGACGUUUUUAGUGGAAAUUAUUCUUGUUCUGUUAAUCCUACUAUUAGAGGAUUAGAUUGUAUCUGGUUUGGUGUUGUUUUGUCUGUAAUUAGCCAUCUAGCAGGCAGAUUUAAUAAAGAUGCUGAAGGCCACAAGCCAUGGUCAAAAUUGGCUACUGGAUUCCUAGGUGGUACUACUGCUUAUGGCAAGAUUCCUGGAGGUGUUAUAUUUGGUCAUUACUUGAGUCAAAGUGACCAAUCAAAUGAAAACUAUGAUGAGCUUGGAAUCAAUUGA